CCUGACUGUGGACCCUGACAAGCGGAUCAAGAUGUGUGGUCUGAGGUACAACGCCUGGCUCCAAGACGACAGCCAGCUCUCCUCCAACCCUCUGAUGACACCUGACAUCCUGGGUUCUUCCACCACCGUGUCUGUACACACCUACGUCAAGGCUACCUUCAAUGCGUUUAACAAGUGUACGCGGGAGGGUUUCCGUCUGCAGACGGUGGACAAGGCCCCGCUGGCCAAGAGGAGGAAGUUGAAGAAGACCAGCACCAGCACAGAGACCAGGAGCAGCUCCGGAGAGAGCACCCGCUCCUCCUCCUCCUCCUCUCAGUCCCACCCGGACACCCGCUCCUCCUCCUCCUCCUCCCAGUCGCACCAGGACACCCGCUCAUCCUUCUCCACCUCUUCCUCCUCCUCCUCCAGCUUGUCUCACCACAACACCCACUCCUCAUUUUCCUUCUCCCAGUCUCACCAGGACACCCUCUUCUCCUCCUCCUCCCUGUCCCACCAGGACACCCUCUUCUCCUCCUCCUCCCUGUCCCACCAGGACACCCUCUUCUCCUCCACCCUGUCCCACCAGGACACCCACUCCUCCACCACCACCCCUGUCACCACACCCCUCUCCAUGGGCUCAGACAACGACCCCGCCCCGGAACGCUCGCCGCCUCCAGCCUUCUACUUCUCAGACUGA
Oncorhynchus mykiss (rainbow trout) is the source of this 676-nucleotide messenger RNA. NCBI's taxonomy places the organism in Eukaryota, Metazoa, Chordata, Actinopteri, Salmoniformes, Salmonidae. The record is from RefSeq and is a predicted model, not a curated record.